AUGUCUUCACCGGCAGUCAGCAAAGCUCCCAAAAAGCUUGCUUCCAAGACUGGAACUCCAUCCAAAACUCGCAAGGGUUCCGGCUCGAGCGCGGCCCCCAGUGUAGCUGAGAGCCCCAAGUCCGUGAAGAAGACGCCCUCCCACAAACUCACCCCGAAAGCCCCGAAGCCCAUCGACGAUGACCUUGAAGAGCAAUCUUUGCCAGAGACACCAUCGCCAAAGUCGAAGAAGAAGUCUGCUUCUUCCGAGCAACGCCGCCCCAUAUCCCCACCAGACGAUGCUAUAUCUCAAGCUUCUGGAUCUGCUGCCCCUCUUAGCGGCGGUGGUAGUUUCUCUGGGCUCGCUGGUAAAGCUAAGGGCUUUACUGGUUUGGCCAAAGAUACCGUUGCCAAGGGUGCUGGCGCUGUCAAGAAUGCCAUUCCUUUCAACCUGUCUGCCCUGAAGGGCCUUCAGGUUGCCGAUGGUGGUAAGAUUCUUGGACAGGAUGGCAACCCACUCGGUGAAGUAGUGGAAGGUGACGAGGAAGACUUGGUUGGCCAGACUGUUGGGGAUGAUGGUGAGAUCCUCGAUGAGGAUGGUGACUUGAUCGGUCGUGUGGACAUUCUUCAUGAGUUGGCUGAACAAGCCACCAAUGAAUCUCCGACAUCUAAGCUGGAUGAUGAGCUAAAGAAUGUUGUUACCGAUCUUGCCCAGCUUGAAGGCCUCUCUAUUUCAGAUGGAGGUGUUAUCAAGAAUUCCUCGGGUCAUGUCGUUGGCAAGAUUGUUGAGGGCGACCCUGAAGAUCUCAUCGGUUACACAUUGAACGAUGAGGGCGAGAUUGUUGACGAUGAAGGCGAUGCUAUCGGUCGCGCUGAGCUUGUGCCUGUUGAAGAGCAGAAGAAGGCUAUCGAGGGGACUGUUGGCGACGCCAAUGGUACCCUGAAUGGUAUUAAGGAGGACGUCGAGGAUGCCGAGGAUGGCCUGCCCACUGAUCAAGCAGAUGACGUCGUUAAUCAGGCAAAGUCGACUGCCGAAGAUGUUGCUGAGGGUGCGGAGGACGCUGUCCCUGAUGUCGACGAUGUCGCCUCUGAUGCCGAAGACGCCUUCCCCGACACCAAGGAUGUCGAGGACGCAGUCCCUGGCGUUGAAGAAGCUACCUCUGACACCGGGGAUGUUCUCCCAGACACCGAAAAUCUCGAUAAAGCAGCCCCAGAUGCUGAUGGUGUCGCUAAAAAGGCCGAGGAUGCCGUUCCCGACACUGACGGUGUCGAGGGCGCUGCUCCUGAUGUUGAUGAAACCACUAAAAAGGCUGGGGAUGCUUUCCCCGACACUGAAGAUGUCGAUGAUGCCGUUUCUGGUGUUGAUGAUGUUGCCGAAAAAGCCGAGGAUGCUGUUCCCGAUGCUGAUGAUCUCGAUGAAGCCGUUCCUGAAACUGGCGAUGUUGAAGAUGCAGUUCCAGAUGUCGACGAAGUCAAAGAGACAGCCGAAGAUACCGUCGACGACGCUCAAGAAACCGCUGAAGAUGCAGCUGAAGAUGCUCAGCUACGCAUCCCAGAUCUGGAUACCCUAGAGGGCUUGACCUGCAAUAAGCGUGGAUGGGUCAUCGACCAGACUUCUGGAAAGCCCGUCGGUGAACUUGUUGAAGGUGACCCUAAGAAAAUUUCGAAACUCGGCGCCAAGCUCGACGAGAAGGGACAGUUCUGGGAUAAUAAGGGCAACGUCAUCGGUAAGGUGAAGGCUCUCCCCGUGAAUGAUGACCAAGAUGAGGAGGGACCUUUCUCCGGCCUUGAAGGUCUUGUCGUUGUUCAGGAUGGCUGGAUUGAGGAUGAGAACCAGACUCGCGUCGGCAGACUUAUUGAAGGUGAUGCAAAAAAGCUUCUCGGUCGCGGCGUUGACGAAGAUGGUGAAGUCCUUGAUCGCCGCGGCAGUGUUAUUGGUCGUGCUGAGAGAUGGGAGGAGCCUGAGCCUGAGCCUGAGGUUGAGGAGGUACCAGACUUGUCUAUCCUCAACGGUCUUUCUUGCAACAAAGCUGGAUAUGUCAUUGGAUCUGAAGGAUUCCCUAUUGGCCGUGUUGUUGAGGGUAACCCCAAGGAACUCACCGGCAAGAAGAUUGAAGACGGCGAGAUUUACAGUGGCAAGAAGGUCGUUGGCCGCGUGGAGCUCAUUCCGGAUGACGAGCUUGAAAAUAGACCUGAAGGCCCAUUCGCCGGCAUGGAGAGUCUGUACGUGACCAAGGAUGGCUUCGUGGAGGAUGAUGAAGGUGCAAUCGUUGGCAAGUUGGUUGAAGGCGAUGCAAAGAAACUCCGUGGUCGUGCUGUUGAUGAAGACGGCGAGAUCACAGAUAAGUACGGCAAUGUUAAGGGCCGUGCUGAGCCUUACGAGGUUCCCGAAGAAGAGGAGGAGGUGCCUGAAGAAGAGGAUCUGUCUGCUCUUGAAGGAAAAGUCGUCAACAAGAUGGGCAAUGUCGUUGAUCCUGCUACUGGUGCUGUCGUCGGUCGUAUUGUCGAAGGCGACAAGCGUCUAGCUGGUCGCAAGGUCGACGGUAAGGGUCAGAUCUGGGGCGACAACGGCCAAAUCAUCGGUCGUGCAGAGCUCAUCCCUGGAGCCGAGCAACACAAGGCUGAAGGUCCAUUCUUUGGUUUUGAUAAUGCCGAAGUUGGAAAGGACGGCGUCAUCAUUGAUGCUGGACGUAUCAUCGGACGUUUGAUUGAAGGUGAUGCUAAGCGCCUCCUUGGCCGCAAGGUUGAUGAGGAUGGUGAUGUUAUAGACAAGAAUGGCAACACUAUUGGUAAAGCUGAGCGCUGGGAGCCGGAGGAGAAGAAGCGCGAUAUCAAUCCUAUGUCUGGCCGUAAGGUCAACAAAGAGGGCGAAGUUCGCGAUGCUGAUGGCAACCUUAUUGGCAAGCUCACUUCUGGAAACGUGGCUACCCUGGCUGGCAAGUCUAUUGAUGACAAUGGAUAUGUUGUUGACAACGAUGGCAACCGCGUCGGCGAGUGCACUCUUCUCGAGAACAUCCCCGAACCCGAAUCCGAACCCGAACCCGAACCUGAGCCCGAGGUUGAGGAAGGUCCUUCACCUGAAGAGCUCGAGGCUCAAGCCAAGGCUGAACAUGAUCGUGAUCUCGCCAGAAAGAUGAGCAACAUCUUAUCCCAGACUAUCGAGCAGGUCAAGCCAAUUUGCAAAAUGAUUACCGAGAAACUCGACAAAGCUGAUCGCACACCGAAGGAGGAACUCGACGAGGAGAAGCUGGUUAAGGAUGUAAAGCCACUUAUCGAAGAGGGAGGCCGCAUCUUGCAAGAAUGCAACGGCGCCAUCCGAGCGCUCGAUCCUGAUGGCCGCAUUGCUGCAACUGCCAAGGCUCGCGCCUCUUCUAAGGAUGCUACCCCCGAGGAGUACCAACUGGCUGAUCAGAUCAAGGAGUUGACUGAGACGGUUGUGAAGACCAUUGACAAUGGUCGCAGGCGUAUCGCUGAUAUGCCACAUGCCAAGAAGAAACUGAACCCUCUUUGGGGCUUGCUAUCUGAGCCAUUGUUCCAGAUCAUUGCUGCUGUUGGUCUACUGCUGAACGGUGUGUUGGGACUUGUUGGUCGUCUCUUGGAUGGUCUCGGUCUUGGUGGUCUUUUGAACGGUAUCCUAGGAGCUUUGGGUUUGGAUAAGAUCAUCAACGGCUUAGGUCUUGGUGGUAUCACUGACGCUUUGGGUCUCGGAUCAAAAUGA
This is a messenger RNA of Penicillium taxi, 3696 nucleotides long. Its product is annotated as LEA domain protein. The transcript has 2 exons. NCBI's taxonomy places the organism in Eukaryota, Fungi, Ascomycota, Eurotiomycetes, Eurotiales, Aspergillaceae. The coding region runs from base 1 to 3696 and encodes 1231 amino acids. The record is from RefSeq and is a predicted model, not a curated record.